Molecule: messenger RNA, 5218 nt
Organism: Thunnus maccoyii (southern bluefin tuna)
Lineage: Eukaryota; Metazoa; Chordata; Actinopteri; Scombriformes; Scombridae
Gene: stk35
Product: serine/threonine kinase 35
Exons: 3
Coding region: 261-1550 (429 amino acids)
Biological process (GO): axon extension; positive regulation of autophagy; peptidyl-serine phosphorylation
Cellular component (GO): cytoplasm; autophagosome
Molecular function (GO): ATP binding; protein serine/threonine kinase activity
Source: RefSeq, a predicted model, not a curated record
AAUCACCGUGAGGCGGACUGGACCCCGCCCUCUGUUCUCUGCGUGUACUUGGAGCUGGAACAUUUUGUUAUAAGGCCAAAUUAGUUCCCACAGCUGGACAGCCUGUGGCACUGCGUUAGCGUUGUCAUUAUUAACAACGAAAAGCUACUUCUUGUUGACAGACUGGCGUUUAACCUCUCCGAACAACCAGGUAGACGUAAGGACGUCACACUUUAUUAGUUUAGAGUUAAAGUAAUGACAGAUAAACACAUUCUCCCUUCAUGCUUACUUUCAACAAAAAAGAAAUUAUGGAUAUUUGCGACGGGAAGAAAAGGAGAAAGGUAAGCGGCGGUGUGCGGGGCUGCAGGCGGAGCGUGGCCGGGAAGAUGAAGCGGGAGGCGGGCAAAAUCCUCCGCUCCCUCACGGUGGAGGACAACAACCACACAGAGCCCAUGGAGGAGGAGGACGACGACGACUGCUUCUCCAUCAGCUUUCUCCGGAGCGACCGGCUAGAGCCCGCCGUGGUGGUGUCCCCCCGGUACAGCCUGCUGCGGGAGGUGGGCCGGGGAAGCUACGGGGUGGUGUAUGAGGCUAUAGCCCGGAAAACAGGGGCUAGGUUGGCGGUGAAAAGGCUCCAAUGCGACGCCCCGGAAAAUGUAGAGCUAGCUCUGGCCGAGUUCUGGGCCCUGACGAGUCUGGAGAAUCGACACCAGAAUGUGGUCCAACUGGAGGAGUGUGUCCUGCAGAGGAACGGUCUGGCCCAGAAGAUGAGCCAUGGGAACAAGAGGUCCAAACAAUACCUGGGUCUGGUGGAGAUGUCACUCAAAGGGGAGCGCAUCCUGGGUUACCCAGCGGAGCCCUGCUACCUCUGGUUUGUCAUGGAGUUUUGCGAGGGUGGGGAUCUCAAUCAGUACAUAUUGUCUCGCCGGCCUGACCGCCAGACCAAUAGGAGCUUUAUGCGCCAGAUGACAAGUGCGGUGGCUUUCCUGCAUAAGAACAACAUUGUCCAUCGUGAUCUGAAGCCAGACAACAUCCUCAUCUCACAGAAAUCUGGUUCACCUGUUCUGAAAGUUGCUGACUUUGGCCUCAGUAAAGUUUGUGCUGGCCUGAACUCCAAGAACAGUGAAGAAUACCCAGCGGCGGGAGCGGGCAGCAGAGGCAGCAACCAGAACAACAUCGGCAACAUAAACAAGUUCUGGUUGUCGUCAGCUUGCGGUUCGGACUUCUACAUGGCCCCCGAGGUAUGGGAAGGCCACUACACAGCUAAGGCUGAUAUCUUCGCCCUGGGCAUCAUCAUCUGGGCAAUGAUUGAGCGGAUCACUUUCAUUGAUGCAGAGUCCAAACGUGAACUGCUGGGCACCUACAUCCGGCAGGGCUCAGAUAUUGUACCUGUUGGGGAAGCGCUUUUGGAGAACCCUAAGAUGGUUCUGCACAUCCCUCAGAAGGCCAGGAGCUCCAUGUCUGAGGGGGUGAAGAAACUCCUCCAGGACAUGCUUGCAGUCAACCCUCAGGACCGACCAGACGCCUUCCAGCUGGAGGUGCGGAUGGACCAAGUCACGUGUGCCUCGUGACAGCCCCCACCUUUCAAAUCCUUCUCCUUUUUCUACCCUAACCAGUCAAAGAAGGGACCUCUUUCCUUCCCAGCUUUGUUUACUACAUGGACGUGGACACCAAUUGAAAAAGGGACUCAGUGACAAACUGAGUGAACUGUGAAGAAUCCACAAUCAUAAUUUGAGCGGGAAGUGAUCAACUGGCUGAUGAUUCCAAAACCCUGAGACAGGAACAGUAUGCAAAUCAGACCACAACCGUGCACUUCCAGCACCAUCCAGUUUCAAUCACUGUCACCAUGGAGCUGAGGAUGUUUACUGGUGGAUAGUGGCAGUGUACCUGAGAGCGGACUGGAUGUGACAACAAGGUUUCAUGACAUUUAUGGUUUUCUAGUUGUUGAUUUUUGCUCCCAACAGCUCCAUUAUAGACCUGCUCUUCCUUAACAUUUGUAAUGUACUCGGCUGUGGCACAGGUUAGCCUACUGUACCAGUGUUCUAAAGUGAAAGCAUGGGCUACCCACUUUACUGAUGAUAAUAUAUGAAUGACCAUCAACAGGCAACACUACCAGUCUCAUUCCCACUCUGCCCCAUACAACCUUGUGCCUUAAAGACCAUUCACACCAAGUGCGAUUUUGUUUCAUGUAGAGUUUCUGUCUUCAGAAAUGCGCACUUGACCAAUUGAACCUUUUGCUUUUUGUUAUGUCACACCAUUCGAACAAUAUCCCAGGCUGCAAUAAUGUCAAGAAUGUAAUCAUUUUGAUGCCCCUCCUCUACCCCUGGGUACAACCAUGAAGCCGAAAUAUACAAAAUUUUAACUAAAAUGAUAUCGUCAUUACAGAUUUUGUACUGGUGUAUCACAUAAAGACGGUUGAUUUGCAAUCUGUGCCAUGUUUUGAAGGCAGAGACAGAGCAAAUGUGAUUAUUGACCGCUAAUGGUUUGUAUAUUGUUGUGAAAGUGUGUGACAGAAUUCGCACCAUAGAAGUAGCAGGCCUGUAUCAACUCCAUAGAAUACUGUGCAUUUGUAACCAAACAAUGUCCAGCAGGGAAUUCAAACUGGUAUUAUUGGACAUUAUUUCCUGUUGCAUCCAAAGAACAGCUGUAGGACAAGUAUAUAUCUGUCUCACCAUCACUGCGAAGUUUGGAUUAUAUUAACAUAUUUGCUAAAUUAACCAAAUUAACCAAGAAACAAUCAGAAUUUGGCAGACUAACUGGCUGUUUUUGAUGGAAGCCUUAUAUUUUUUUUUUAAGUUUGAUGCUUUGACAAUGACGUAAAUAGGUUGCUGUUGUUAAUUUUGCUCUGAAUAUUUUUUACCUUGAGGUUAAGCUUGGAAUUUUAGGACUCCUCACAAAUUGAAAUAACACUUAGAAUGCAGUUCAUGAUAUCAAGUCAUCAGCCAUCAAGGAUUACUGAGCACUGUUCUGUACUCUUUACGUUUUAAGGUUUCUGAUGGGUGUGAUGUGAAUUAUUGGGUAUCUGAUUUGGGGAUUCUUAAAGGGAAAUGUGAAGAUUUGCCAUCUGGGAAUAAUCCCCGAAAGCAGCCAGAAGAUACCCUCCUAACUGUCCCUAUCUUUCUUCCACUCUUUAUCAAAAUGCUUCAAACACCUUGCAGUGGUAUGUAAUGCUGAGUAAAAGCAGUGGUUGGUUGUAGUGUACUACAACCCCGAUACCUGGGGAAUGAGGAAAUCACAGCAGUGGUCUUGUGAUUAGAUUCAAGACAAUUGAUCAUUACAAGUGCACCCUUGCAUAUAAAUAUUAACUCACAAGACACAUGACUGGUCCACAGGUCUCAUUGAUGGCUUUAUUCAUAAAAAUGUGAGACAGUACUUGAUGGUGUUAAACAACUAGGAUUUCCAGGUAGAUACUAGUAAGAAUUAAAUACAAAGGUUCAAACACAGAAUAAUUCAAACAUAGAAAAAGAAAACGGAGGGUAGUUAAAGCAUCCAGUAGUGAGUCUGAGCAGCAGUUUAAAAAGGGUUUGUAUAUUCCAUGCUAAGAAAGACCUUCAUGCUCCAGCAUACAACAGAGGAAUGACCAAAGCCUCCUUUUGGUUUCAGAGCACUGUGUAGCAUGUAGCUUCAAUUCAGUGAUUCAGCAGUAGUAGUAGAUUUUGAAGCGUUUUGUAGUAUGGUCCUACCUCAUUCUCAGCACUUGGAAAGAUCUUAUUUACCUUGACUGUCUCAUUAGCAACCAUUUCUUAGUUUCUGAUACAAGUUUCUUUGAGUGGGAUAGAUUUUUACCUCAGACUUUGUCUCUUUUAUCUCGAUCCAAUCUCUGACAGACUUCUUUGUGUGGCGUUUUGCUUAGCUACAAGCAACACCUAGUUUUUUUUUUUUCUUUUAAUAAUGGAUCCAUAUAAACAUUUGUUUCUUAAUGGCUGCAUUACAGAACUAGUCCUGCCCCAUACCAAGACUACAAUUAUGUCGUUUGCAUUCAACAACCACAACUCCCAUUUGAACUAAAGCUAAAAAUGUUUUAAAGGACUGCCGUCAUAGCUUUCACCUGGAUACAUCCAACUGCCUCCCUGAUCUCUCUCUGAGAAUUCUUUUGUACAUUUAUAGUCUCAGUAUUGUACAAUCAGACAGUCUCUCCUUGAAGGCAUUAAUGGUGUUGCUCGGGAGUAGUUGUGUUAAGUUCAAACCCUGCCCUCUUUCACACCUCUGUACUCCAGGCCAAUUGUUGUGUGAUUGUUGGAAAGUAACAAAAUUGUCAGUUUGCUCACUUUCCAAUUCCAUCAGAAAGGGGAUUUCAGGAGACGUUGGCCAAUCCGACAACUUUGUUUGAAUCAUACUGAGGCCUUAACAGUGUGCUCAAUAAACAAAAAGCAAAUUUGAACUGAAUUGAAAGGUGCAAGUCAAUAAGACGUGGAUUUGCUGUAGGCAGUGCAAAUUUAGGUGAAAGUGCAUCCUCUUGAAUGUUUUAGAAAAAAUUGGCACUUAUCUAAGUUGUAGGACUCCUGAAUGUGUAGAGAUGGUACAAGCAAUUGCAAUUAAACCGCAACAACCUGCUUGUCUGUGUUUAAUGUGAAUACACUUUGACACUCAUGGGAGAUGUAGUUGUUAAAUGCUAACAUUGGUUUUGUUAAAGCAUAAAGGUGUUAAAUUUCGAUAUGAGACAUUUGUUUUUCACCUUUUUUCAACAUUGUAGCACAUACUGAUAGGAAACCUGUUUUUACCCUUUGGGUUGUUGAAUCGCUGACCUGCUCAGCAGAGUUCAAUGUCCAUGUUUCUUCAAGCAUUAAACCUAACAUGGUUAAAAGCCUGUAUUUGGCAUUGCUGUGGUUGAUGGUGCAUAAGCUAGCUGAGGAUCUUCACAACUAAAUCAUCACUACUAAAACGUGUUGUUCACUUGCCCUGCUGUCACUGUUCUUGUAUGAACCUUUUCAUUGAGUUCUCUUCAGACUUGUAAUGACUCCACUUGAAAACACUUUACACUAUGCAAAAUGUUCCACUGCCUCACUGUAUUCAUCGUACAGGGCCACCCCGUUUUGAAACAAUAUGUGUAAUAUCUUGAACUUUUUCUUUUAGUGCAUAUUUCCAGUGUGUACAGAAAUGUAUGUUUCAGAUGUUGUGUAAAAUAAAAAAAAUGUUUUUGUUAAUGAAGCUAACAGGAGCCAUUAGAUGUUUGAGAAAAGCAUCAUGUUUUUUGCUGUAUAUGUUUGACAACUUUUCUUGAAAUAAAUGAUCAAAACUA